Molecule: messenger RNA, 2298 nt
Organism: Medioppia subpectinata
Lineage: Eukaryota; Metazoa; Arthropoda; Arachnida; Sarcoptiformes; Oppiidae
Source: the annotation of a GenBank genome assembly
AUGAAGUGCUUUGGUUUGCAAGAGAAGCGCAACUAUCACUGCAAGAUUGUUCUGCUCGAUGAGACACAACUGAUCCAAGAGAUUCAAGACACCUCUCGUGGACAGGACGUCCUCGACGUGGUCUUCAAACACUUGAAUCUCUUGGAGACGGCAUACUUCGGGCUCCGAUAUAUCGAUGCCAAGGGUCAGCCGUAUUGGCUCGACUCUGGCAAACGUGUCAUCAAACAGAUGCGAGACAUCAAUCCAAUCACUCUCUACUUUAACGUCAAAUUUUAUGCCUCAGAUCCGUGCAAAUUGCUCGAAGAGAUCACUAGAUAUCAGUUCUUCCUGCAGAUCAAAGGAGAUAUACUUCAAUCCCGACUUCCCGUACCCUUUGAUUUGGGCGCUCAACUGCUCGCAUAUGUGGUUCAGUCCGAGUUAGGAGACUAUGACUAUAAGCGCCAUCAGAGCGGCUAUAUAUCUGAGUUCAGGCUUUUGCCCAAUCAGACCAUCGAAGUUGAGUCCAAAUGCAAUGAAUUACAUAAGAAACUGAUGGGUCAGGUGCCGGCCACCGCCGAAACCAACUUUUUGGAUCGAGUCAAAUGGCUGGACUUGUAUGGGGCAGACCUGCACCCAGUGUUGGGCGAAGACAAUGUCGAGUACUUCAUUGGUUUGACGCCCAGCGGAGUGAUUGUAUUGCGGAACAAAUCCAAAGUCAGUAAUUAUUUUUGGACCAGAAUUUUGAAGAUUAUCCGAAAGGGAAAGUAUUUUAUGCUUAAAGUUGUGGAUAAUAACAACGAGGAGAAGACAUACGGCUUUGAACUGAGUAAUAAGGCUGCGAGCAAACAGAUCUGGAAGUGCUGUUUACAACACCAGGAGUUCUUCAAAUUGACUCAAAACUCAUCCCAAACUAAGACAAAACCCGGUUUAAGUCGAUUCCGGAGAAACACUCCGCUAAGUAAUAUGAGUGACAAUCUCAUGGAAAGAGCGCCGCCAACAGUGGUUAGGGUUGCGAGUCGUCGAUAUCAGCGACGGAUGCGUCAGCCCGACGGCGCCGACGCCACCGCUCUCGAUAAGGACGAGGCUUAUAAAGAAAAUGGUUAUAUAGAAGUGAAAGCAAGUAUUCCGAUGCCGACGACCAUAAACCGACACAAUUCAAGCCCAGCUCUAUAUAAACCGCAUUCACUUCAUAGAGACACUCAAUCAUUGAUCGGUAGUCCAUAUAAUACUCACAGCGAAAGGGGUUUGUUCUCAAACUCGACAAACCAUUCGCCGCGUUCAGUCAGAAGCGCCUCAUAUAUUGCCACUAACUAUGGAAUGACACCAUUCCUCGACUUCUAUGAUAAUAAUUAUUCACACGUUCGGCGAAAUUCUUCGUCUAAUGUAUCGAAAUCAAGAAAUUCGAGAUAUUCUGAUAAUGAGAGCGAAGUUAGCAAAUGUUCGCGUUCUUCGAGAAAUUCACGCCACUCUCAGCAUCGAUGCAGACAUAGGAAACAGUCCGAAGACAGCGGAACAGAAUCUGAUUCCUCGCGAAAACGUCGACACCGAAGAAAACACAAACAUUUGAAUGGAAAUAAUAAUUCCUACAAAUUAGUCGAUUCUGAGUCUCAAUGGAAAGAUUUACAGAAAAAGCAAAAACAAGUGAACGAAGAAAUCGAUGGACAAUAUAUGCGACCAAAUAUGGCUCAAAACGCAGUCGUGCGACACGUUUCCGGUUAUAUAAACUCGGGUCUCGAGAGCGACACCGAAACUACUCGUAACUCGACGUUAAACCGAAACAAGAAGAAACAGAGGUCGCGAUCCAAGUCUCCCGAACACCACCGAAGGGACCGAAUUUCCACUGAAAUGAAGAAACACUUCGAUUAUCAAUUGGUAGAUCCGCUGGCGAUGACUGAAAAUGAAAAGAAAGACAUUAAAUACACUAAAAUAGAAACCGACAGCCGUUUGUUUAAGAUUCGUUAUUCGCCUUCCGGUGGUCGACAUCGAUAUAAAUUAGAGACCAUUCCUACAGAAACGGAAAACUCUUCGCUGAAAAAUAAGUGCAAAUCAAACGAAGAUAAUUACGUGACAAAUGAUGGCACUUAUAAUGAACUCAAUUAUAAUUCGUUGAAUCGCUUUAAUGGCAACCGCAAGAGUCAGGACAGCAAUACCAGUGCAUCGAGUAGUCACGUAUCGAAUUCGUAUAAAAUCGAGGGCUCCGACAGCACCGGAAGUGGGCUCUCCUUCGAGCCCUCCUUCAUCGCCGACGUCAGUCUCUCCUCCCGUUUCUAUUACUUCAUUCCCGAGAAGACGUUCGUCUAUAUUCCCGGCUUAUAUUAG